Messenger RNA from Culicoides brevitarsis, 4512 nucleotides. RefSeq names its product protein expanded (gene ex). Gene Ontology annotation, cellular component: cytoplasmic side of apical plasma membrane; cytoskeleton. The transcript is spliced from 6 exons. Gene Ontology annotation, biological process: positive regulation of hippo signaling. Bases 147 to 4070 code for a protein of 1307 amino acids. Lineage: Eukaryota; Metazoa; Arthropoda; Insecta; Diptera; Ceratopogonidae. The record is from RefSeq and is a predicted model, not a curated record.
GGAAUAUAUUAAUAUUGAUUCAAUAUCAUUGGAUACGCAACUCGCAACAUAUACAUUGGAUAUUUAUCAUCAUCAUCAACAUCAUUUUGAGAAUCUAAUCGAGCACCAUGAUUCCAACGACUUAUGUCAAGGUGUAACGAUGCAGUAUGCGAGCUUUAUGUACCGUCAGUGCGCCAUUAGAGGUUUGCGCACCACCAUCGCAGCACCGUCCGCUGCAACCAGGCGCGCGCUUCCUCGCGCUACGUCUUCUCGGGACGCCCCAACCUCGCACACUCUAUUUCCUAGUCGAAGCAAAAAGUCGCGUGCGAGAAGUAUAUGCGCAAACAUGUCAUCACUUUUCCAAACAGGGUAUGCUGGAUACCGAACUCUUCGGAUUGGCAGUGCUAAUAGAUGGCGAAUAUCUCUUCACCGAUCCAGAAAGCAAAUUAUCAAAAUACGGUCCAAAAAGUUGGAGAUCCUCCCAUACGCAUGGCUUGGAUGCAAACGGAAAGCCGUUACUCGAGUUACACUUCCGCGUGCAAUUUUACGUGGAAUCGCCACUAAUGCUACGCGAUGAAGUCUCCCGCCAUAACUACUACCUACAACUAAAGUCAAAUGCCACACUUCGCGAUAUCAAGGAUUGUCCGGACCAGUCGUUGCUAAUGCUUGGCGGGCUCGCCCUACAAGCCGAUUUAGGAGAUUUCUCCGAAGAAUCAUCCGGCGACAUCAAACACGACGAAUAUUUGCCGCCCCAUUUACGGGUUUCGUGGGCGCAGAGCACCUUGAUUUCUUGUUAUCGCGAAAAUCGUCGCAUGUCACGUGCUGACGCCGAAACACAUUUUAUAAGAGCGGCAUGUGCCUUGAACGAAGCCAUCAAUACGCACAUUUUCCGGAUGCGAGCGAACAAAAAUGAAACUGGAAACGGGUCAGUGCAGUUGGUUAUUUAUGCAAAAGGCAUAAAAAUCUUCAUGGAAAAUCACGCAACGACAACAUUUUUAUGGCCUGGCAUCACAAAGCUCAGUUUCGACAGGAAAAAAUUCGAAAUCCGCUCGGGCGAGAACAAAAUUUUGCUGUAUUCCGCGAAUGAUGACAAGAAUAAAAUGUUGCUGGCUUUGUGCCGGGAAACGCAUCAAUUUUCGAUGAAAAUCGCACCGCGACUCACGGAAGCCAUUAAACGCGAAGAGGAGGAAAGCAAUUGCAUGCAUGCGUGUUAUUUGUAUUCGCGUGCGUUAAAUUUGCCGUACAAGAACAAGAGUGACCAACGGAUUUCCGUGAUUUCGAGCACGAGUUCGAACACGACGUCGGGUAUCGUGAGUGAUCGGGUGCAUUCCGAAGACGAGCUGGAAAUUCUUUUGAAUGGACAGGAAAGAACUGUUGGAGCUCCGUCGACCGAAAGUUUGGCACUUGCUCAUUUGCUGGAUUGUCCGAGUGUGAGUCGUCAAACGUCUUCCGUGGGACAAGUUUCCAUCAAAGAAAUUGAAGAAACCGGAUUUCAAUCGUCGACGCAGAAAAAGAAGAAACAACCAUGGCCCGUGGCAGCUCCGGCGGAAUUACCUGAAACGAGUGUCGAUCAAGGCAGCAACAAAGAUUUGAACGAUUCAUCGGAUUCGUUACCGAAUUCGGGACAUAAUAUUGGAUCGCAGUGCUCGUCAACGUGCAGUACAAUUGUCGUGGCAACAGAUGCAAUUUCAUUACCGCCCGUUACAUGUUCCAACGGAAGUCUCACAAAUGGCCAUUCGCGACGUCAGACAUCGACAUCGAGCAGUUUGGAGCUUGGAUUCAGUCAUACGGCGCAAAAUUCGGCAGUUAGUGAGGCAAUUCCGGCGGAAGAAGUCAUCAACGGAAACGAAGAUGAACAAGAUGCCAUGUACACAUCGGCACCCGCCCCAACAGAAACAAGUGGCGUUUAUACGAUGAACAGCAGCGAAAUUACCGGGCAAUCGAGCGAAGUAGCGGAUGAGGAGACAGAAUCGCAUGAAGCCAGCUCGCAUUACGGAUGUUUCAUGCCGAGCAAAAGUGAAGUAGAUUCAUGCAAUUUGGAUUCGGUUGAUGGCGAUUUUAGGCCUUUGGAAGAAAAUGCCUUUAGAGAUCGUUCGGAUUCGAAUGUCAGUGGCUCUGGUUCAUUCAGAGGUGACGGAAGUGAUCCUGCGGAUACGAAACAUCCCUUGCUUUCGGCUGAAGAAUUGACAGAUUUGAUUGUUGGAAGAGGUACAUAUCCCCUUUGCAAGACCGUAAGUCAUACAAUGGACUCCGAUAGUGAUUAUGUGACACUUCCGUUAUCGCUUGAGGGCGAAAGUUACUUGCAAGGUAGUGAAGAUACGGCACCCACGGAAGAAGAUUACAAUCAAAAAAUGCUUUUGGUACCGCCAACAGUCCCGAAACGCAUCGACAGUGAUCCAAAUAGGUCGCUUUCGAGUGUUGUCAAGUCUAUGUCGCCGCCUCCCUAUCACGGAGAACAUUUCACGACAGGGUUAAAAGGACCUGAUAUUCAAGCAAAAACGGAAAAACCGCCGCAAUACCAUGUAUCGCACGUCUUGCCAACACCCCCGAAGCCCGUUGAAGAGGCAAAUGCUCGUUUCAUCACAACAAAACCGCACAUCAACAUCCUCAAGGCACACACAUCUGUCGUUACGGAGCCUCACAAACCGAGUUAUGCCGCCCCGACGCAAUCUGUGACGACGUUAAGUCACAACAUGAGUCCCAAUUUGACGUCGGCAACAACAAUUGGCAUUCCCAUUGUGCCUUAUGUGAAUCAACCACCUCAUCGGAGCAUGUCUGUCUUAUCGCAACCGCCGAGAUUUAUCGAGCCGAAUCCAACUUGUGUACUCCUGCCUGUUAUUAAGCCACGCCGACGUCAACCGCCGCCUCCGCCAAGUGCCUCGAAUCAACUUGCGACAGUUUACGCAAGUCAACUUGCCCGUUCCCAAAUUGAGUUGUAUCAGCAGCAACUUUACAGCGAUGUUGACUACGUAAUUUAUCCGCUUCAGGACCCGGCGAUUAGUCAACAGGAGUAUUUGGAUGCGAAACAGGGAUCAAUUCUCGCGACAAUGGCAGCUCAAGCACCACAAGCUCCGCCAUAUUUGGCAUAUCAUACCGUUCGAGCGCACAAUCGCAGUUGGGAUGCCUGCAAAAAUCACUCGUUAUACCGCAGUACUCCUUAUCUCUCGAUGGCUUACUCGAAUCCGUCGCGAUACGCUUCAUCACAAAAUUUGUCAGACACGUAUGUGCAACUGCCCGGGACUUAUUCGCCGAUUUAUAGUCCCUCGGUGACGAGUUUGUGUUCAUCGUAUGACAUUCCGCCGCCGCCAUUGAGACCCAGCACGAUUGCCACAAAUGCAACAAUUUUUGCGAGAAGUCGUUCGGAUGAGAAUUUACUCAAUGGCGAUGUGAAUCCGAAUGUUUUGAGGAAACCAAGAAGAAUGCCGCCUCCGCCGCCGCCAUAUUCGUCGCGCACAAUGUCGAGCACGUACAAGAAGCCGGCUCUUCCAACGCCGAUUGAGGAUGAUAAACCGCCAGCAGUUCCCGCUAAACCUGCCCGUCUCAAGCGUCAACAAGAAGAACUAGCGAAACAAGUUCCUAUCGUGCCUUCGCCGAGUCAUGCCAAGUCACCGCUUAGGACAGAAAAUACGAUCACAACCACAACAACUUCCGCCGCAUCAACGACUGUUACAACAACGCAACCCGCACAAACGAACGGCACAAGUCCUCCCGCAAAGUCACAAAUUGACAUCAAUACGUUACGCGAAAAGAGCAAACAUCUGGAUUUGCCGUUAAUUUCCGCACUGUGCAACGAUCAGUCGCUUCUGAAACAAACACGGGCGUUCGUGAUGCCGAAACACCCGAAAAUGGGCUUGAAUCAGAUGAAUUUGAUGCCAAAGGGCAAAUAUCCCGUCAGCGGGCUCAAUACGACGCAAAUGCAGCACAAAAAUAGAGGCAAAAACUCGAUGAUUAGCCAUAGACAUCCUAACGAUAAAUUACCACCAUUGCCAUCAGUCAUUCAGCUAGCUGAGGGCAACAACUACGUCAUGGAUCCGACACCUGCUGCUAAGCACAAAAGCUAUAGCAGUGCCAUUCAACAAUCAACCUCAUAAGCUAAUAAUAUAAAAUACGAUUAAAAGCACCGUACUUUAAUAAAGAAAAAAGUAACAUAAACACGAAGAAAAAAUACUACAAAAGUUCAAAUUUUGAACAAACAUCAGUUAUCAGAAAAAUAGCCAUAAAUUUGUUUAUUAUAAUAAUUUUCUUCUUCUUUCAUGGAUAAACGUCUUUUAUGAUUUUUUUAUUAUUAUUUUUAUUGUUUAGGGUUAUAGGAUAUUUUUUGUUUGGUUUUUUUGUAUUAUUUUUUUCGAUAACAACAUUAAUAAUAUAAUUUAUUAUUUUUUUCUUGAAUAUCAUUUCUUUCAUUUCCUUUAAAUUUUUUGUACAUUUUUUGCUAUUUAUUUGUUGUUCGAAGGUUUCUUUAUAAAAAUUAAUGAUGAAAAAGGACACAAAAAAAAUCAAUAAAACAAAAAAUUACAGUUUUUAACAUUUAAU